GAGUCGGUUUGUACUAUUUACAGACGUCCGCUCUUACCAAUAUUAUUAUGUGCUAGCGCGGGGGGUUUUUUUCUUUUUUUUUUGACCUCAUUGCUGCUCAAUCUCAGCCCUAUUCGUUUCAAGGAGCGUGACAUACCCGCUAGCUUGAAGCCUGCCAACGUCUCAGUUGUGAAGUCAGCUGGCUGCUCCACCCAUCUCUUCAUCUACAACCGACCUCAACACUUUGCACAAUUGAAUUGUAGUCUCAGCUAGGAAAUAUCUAUAACUUUCUAUCGUUGCUCUACUUUCAGCCGUCUCGUUCUUUCCGAGCUUCUCGGUUUCUCUACUGUGGAUGCCACUCAUCAUGGCCUCUUCAGCUGGCACGUCCGCGCAUAUGGACAAGUCUAUUACUUCGACCUCGAGUGCGAUGAAUGGUGGCGGUAGCUCAUCGCUAUUGGAAAAAGCUAAGACCGGUCAUCGACGCUCAACGCCGGAUUCUGAGGCUUUGGCUUCGUCUGAAGACGAGCAGGAUAACUCGUUGAGACUCCGGCGAUUCUCUACUACAGCUGCUGCGAAACCUCCGAGGCGUGCUUCGUGGCUCAACGACGUUCAACCAAUUUCACAACGCAAAUCGUCGUUAGUCUCAACCUCAUCAUUCGUACCGAGCAGCCCUCAAUCAAAUGCAUCUGCUGGGGAUGCCUCGUUGUGGGGUGCCGGCAUCAACGCAGCUCCGACUUCCACUCUUGGCCGUGCUGCACGGAACUCUACCUCAUUUUCUUGGGGAAGUAACAUCUGGAAUGAUGCACGGAAAGAGCCCCCCUCGCGGUUGACUGAGGUCCUUCCAAUCUCAAACUCGCCUUCAACCUUGCACGAGGAAUCCAAUACUGGAACCCUUCCCCGAGCUCCGGAGGAGUCCAUCCCAUUUGCUAUCCCCUUGCACCCCACUCCCAAAACUUACCGUUCCCAGUCAUACUCCGUGGGGCAAAUGGACCCAGAAUCUCCAAGCUCUACAAUCCCUGGAACGUUCUUUCCAGGUAAUCGACCAAGGCCUUUUCAGCCUCCUGGUCUCCAACAUCGCUCUUCUCGUCCGAGUGUUCUGGGUGACGCCCCCCAUGAUGGAUCAUCUCUCGGACGGCUUCGUGAGGUAGACGAUGACUACGAGAGUACUAACGGCUCUGAAGAGGGCGUUCAAUUGUCUGCUCAGCAUGCUCGUUCCAUUGCAUAUGAGAAUGAGCAGUUGGCGAUCCAGAAUGCUCUGCUUCGGCAGCAGGUAGCUGCAACUCAGUCUGGACGAGCUCAUCCCAGAGAGCGCAGUCUCUCCGGUGUCAGUGCGAUGAACGGCCUAUCUCCUAACGGAUCAAAGUCCAGAAAUGCGUUUGGACUUCCAGAAGACCUCAAAGAAGAGGCUGAUUUCGCUGUUGAUGAAGCUGAUGAUGUGCGUACUCAUGAUAACAAAGGCCAUGCAGGCAGACGAUUCAGUGAAUUCUCGGCAGCUCCAGAAGCUCGUUUCCCGACUUAUCGGAUGCCGGAAAACCGCCAGCUCGAGAAUCUCAAAAAGACGCAUUGGCAAAGUUCACUUGACUUUGGAGGCCUCCCGGACAUUCCCCAAAGUCGCCGACACUCUUUUGCUGAAGUUCCCAGCCGGCACAGCUUGGUCAACCAGCCUACAGACCAGCUUGGAAACGAUCUUGGGUUAGCUUUGGCGGACAAACUAGAAGCAUCCAGCCGCACCGGCAGCGGCACUGGUCAGCAGGGUCAUGCCGAGAUUGCAUCCUACUUUUCCGGACUGCUUCCCACGACCACGAACGGUGGGACUGCCUUUCCCGAGAGCUACGCUCAGGCUCAUACUGGUUCACGGAACCUAUACGGACUCCCUCAGCAUCUUGCCCUUUCUCAACCUCAUCAGAACCAGUUACUCUAUGUCGUCACAUUCAAGUGCUGCCGCGCCGACAUUUUUUACAUUCAGGAGGGAACUGGUUUACAGGUCAAGCCUGGAGACUUGGUGAUUGUCGAGGCAGACCGCGGCACCGAUCUUGGAACCGUUGCCCAUGACAAUGUGACUUGGGCGAAAGCCAAGGAAUACAAAGAAUACUAUGCUGAGGAGCAUUACAAGUGGCUGAUGAUGUUCUCCCGUCAGGGACAGACAGCAAGCGCGGCUGGUGCGCUUCCUGGGAGCGGUGGCUCUCAUGGAAGUGCUAUUGGCGGCAUGGGUCCUCCGCCCCAUGGGCAUCAUACAAUGCCAGAUACGAUAACCAGUGAGAUUAAGCCAAAGAUGAUUAAAAGGCUGGCCCAAAACCAUGAGAUUCAGACUUUACGAGACAAAGAAGGAAAUGAAGCCAAGGCAAAGCGCGUUUGCCAACAAAAAGUGGUCGAGCAUCGUUUGAACAUGGAGAUUCUCGAUGCUGAGUUCCAAAUGGAUUGGAAAAAACUGACAUUUUACUACUUUGCGGAUUCUUAUAUUAAUUUUAACUCGCUGGUAACCGAUCUUUUCAAAGUCUACAAGACUCGAAUCUGGAUGUCGGCGAUCAAUCCUGCGUCGUUUGCAACUCCCAGCGCUGGCCUGCAGCCACCCAAUGGAAUUGGCCCCGGUGCCCUGGCUAGUUCUAGGGACCAGUCUCUUGAUGGCCGCGGCCAGAGAGAUCAGUCGGGUUACACCACUCUGUUGGGGUCUUAUCGAAACUAUUUCACUCCGUCCAGUGAGCCUGGCAAAAACGGAAAUCAGUCUCAGGCCACGGCUUUCCAGAACCUUUAUAGCACACCUAGCCAAGUGUCGGGAGCUGCUGGGCGCAGCGCUGGUUCAAGCUUACAAGAUUACCAGAGCCCACAGCACACGCUUGCUCCGUCUGCUUCUUUUGGGCCUAUUGGAUACGGCGGAUUUGGUGCGAACCAAUCCGACAUCCCGGCCAAUGGCGCUCAGUUUAGAAAAGGAUUGCCCCUUGGCAAUGAAUGGGUCACUGGGUUCCAAGGACUCUCUCUCGACUCUCAUUAGGUGUCCGCUGCAUCUUGAACAGCCUUCGGUAUUUCUAAUGUCGCUCGCUGAACUCUUUCACCUGUUCCUGCACUAAGUUGUCUCGGACUUAUGACUCCUCUUUUUACGUUGGAAACUGAUCAUACUGCCUCUUUCAACGUUUUGAAUGCCGAUCUAAUCCACUCACGAAGAUCCAAGGAUAUUUUGCGGGGUAUUCCGAUAA
This is a messenger RNA of Xylona heveae TC161, 3170 nucleotides long. RefSeq names its product PSP1-domain-containing protein. The transcript has 4 exons. NCBI's taxonomy places the organism in Eukaryota, Fungi, Ascomycota, Xylonomycetes, Xylonales, Xylonaceae. Bases 332 to 2968 code for a protein of 878 amino acids. Gene Ontology annotation, cellular component: cytoplasm. The record is from RefSeq and is a predicted model, not a curated record.